Molecule: messenger RNA, 459 nt
Organism: Trichechus manatus latirostris (Florida manatee)
Lineage: Eukaryota; Metazoa; Chordata; Mammalia; Sirenia; Trichechidae
Product: melanoma-associated antigen B1-like
Exons: 1
Biological process (GO): negative regulation of transcription by RNA polymerase II
Cellular component (GO): nucleus
Source: RefSeq, a predicted model, not a curated record
AUGCCUCGUGGUCAAAAGAGUAAGCUCCGUGCCCGUGAGAAACGCCAACAUGUCCGAGGUGAAACCCAGGCUCUCAAGGGUGCUCAGGCCACUGCAGUGGAGGAGGAAGGGUUCCCCUCUUCCUGUCCUGUUUUGGAGGAUACUCCCGAGAGCUCCCAUGUUGCUGGCAUUUUGCAGGAGUCUGAGAAAGCCUCAGCCACCACCACUCCUGCUGCAGCAGCGAUUUUAUGUAAAAAGUCUGAUGGAAGUGCCAAGAGCCAAGAUGAGGAAAGUCCAAGCCCCUCUCAGGCAACACCUUCCACUGAGAGCUCACGUAAAGAUCCUGUGACCAGGAAGGCAAGCAUGUUGGUGCAGUUCUUCAUUGAGAAGUAUAAAAUGAAAGAGCCCAUUAUGAAGGCAGACAUCCUGAAGCUUAUCAACAGAAAGUAUAAACAGCAAUUUCCUGAGAUCCUGAGGAGA